This is a messenger RNA of Benincasa hispida (wax gourd), 621 nucleotides long. The record is from RefSeq and is a predicted model, not a curated record. Lineage: Eukaryota; Viridiplantae; Streptophyta; Magnoliopsida; Cucurbitales; Cucurbitaceae.
AUGGCUUCAUAUGAAGCUUUGUAUGGGAGGAAAUGUAGAACCUCAGUAUGUUGGGAUGAAGUUGGUGAGAGGAAGUUGUUCGGACUAGAAUUGGUGCAAAUCACUACUGAUACUAUUAAAAUCAUUAGGGAGAAACUUAAGACAGCUCAGGAUCGCCAGAAAAGUUAUGCUAACAAACAUCGUCGAGAUUUGGAAUUCGAGGUGGGAGAUAGAGUUUUUCGAAAGCUUUCUCCUUGGAAAGGAGUGCUAUGCUUUGUUAAGAAAGGAAAACUAAGUCCAAGAUAUAUAGGACCAUAUGAAAUUCUAGAACGCAUAGACCCAUCAACCUACCGUUUGGCACAGCCAAUGGAGCUUUCUAGGAUACAUGAUGUCUCCCAUGUGUCAAUGUUGCGUAAAUAUAUAUCGGACCCAUCUCAUGUUCUAGAAUCACAACCAUUGCAACUUAAGGAAAAUUUAUCCUAUGAGGAAGAACCUAUACAAAUCAUAGAAAAGAAGGAGCAGGUAUUGAGGAACAAGAAAAUUCCACUAGUCAAAGUGUUGUGGAGACACCAUGCAGUGGAAGCAGCAACUUGGGAAAGCGAACAACAAAUGAGAGCCAAAUAUCCUCAUUUUUUCUCUUGA